Molecule: messenger RNA, 834 nt
Organism: Phaeoacremonium minimum UCRPA7
Lineage: Eukaryota; Fungi; Ascomycota; Sordariomycetes; Togniniales; Togniniaceae
Product: putative m6 family metalloprotease domain-containing protein
Exons: 1
Coding region: 1-834 (277 amino acids)
Source: RefSeq, a predicted model, not a curated record
AUGCCUGCAAAGGCAGAUUCUUAUGGCUGGCAGCGCGGACUGACGUCUGAGGCCCAUCAGACUUACAUUCAGGAUGCCCUGGACGCAUACACAAGUGUAGCUGGCCAGCAGUCUCUUCCAAACACUGAUGUCUUGUACAUUGUUCCAACUCAAAACGCCACAGCCAUAUCCUUCUCGCCGACAUACAUGGGCGAUGUGACCACUCGUAGUGGUACGCCAGUCGCUAAAAAGGCAGUGACGUUUGGUCUCGAUGCCUACGUUACUUGGCAUUACAAAGUCCUAAACCAUGAAACCGGACACACAAUGUGCCUACCAGAUCUGUACCCGCUGCCCUCUGGCCCCACGGGAUUAUAUAUCGGCGGCUGGGAUAUGCAGGGCUACAUCAACGGACCAAGCCCUGACUAUUUUGCAUGGAACAAAUGGAGGCUCGGCUGGUUGUCCGAUGACCAGAUCGACUGCCUCACCACUCCGGGUUCUACGACGCACACAAUAUCGCCACUCGAGAGUCCAGGCGGCACCAAGGCUGUCGUUGUCAAGCAUAAUAGCACGGCUACCCUCGUGGCAGAAGUUCGCUCUUCUCAGGGCAUUGACUCGGCAUCGUGUGCGACUGGUGUUUUGCUCUACACUGUAUCAACCGUGACCGCCACUGGGCUCGGCCCCAUUCGUGUAUUGGACGCGAACCCAGGCUCCGGCGGUUGUGCAGGCGACGAGUUGAACGAUGCGCCGUUAAACCUAAACGGCACCAGCUCGUUCGUCGUGCCGGGCUGGAACAUUACCGUUACGGUUAUCGGGCAGGUCGGAGCAACAUACAAUGUCCAAGUGAAUGUCAAAUGA